This is a messenger RNA of Wyeomyia smithii (pitcher-plant mosquito), 2604 nucleotides long. RefSeq names its product myosin-11-like. The record is from RefSeq and is a predicted model, not a curated record. NCBI's taxonomy places the organism in Eukaryota, Metazoa, Arthropoda, Insecta, Diptera, Culicidae. The coding region runs from base 34 to 2088 and encodes 684 amino acids. The transcript is spliced from 3 exons.
UUAAGCAGGCCGCGAAAUUUAAAGUGUCUGACAAUGACCAGUAAAUGGUCGGAUAUAUUGCAGCAAAAAAUCACGGAUCUUGUCUUGCUGAAGAAUCGUCAGCUGAGGAGCUUCUCCAAACUACUGCUGGACGUAAACUAUAUUCGCUUUGCCAAGCUUGCAGAAGAGACCGAACUCUUUCUAGAGGAACUUAUCCGUCGGUUGGAAGAAACCCCCUUCGAAGGUGAGUCUGUGCUCCUAUUUCCGGUACGAAGUGUUAAUACUCUGUGUCGGUCAAAGGAGCGUUGUAUCAAGAAACUGGAAGCUUUCGAACGAAUUUGCUGGAGCUGCGAAGACAUUCAUUUUGAACAAAUAUUUCUCCAGCGGAUUACAAGCGCUGAGACCUUUCUGCGUAGAUCGUUUCAAACAUUCGUCAGCGAGGUCGAAGAUCUCAUCCAGCAGCUAUCGGAAAUAAAUCGUGUGGCAGAUUUCCAAUCCCUUCUACGUCAAACCAAGUUUCUUUAUCGGAUUGUCACCAACAAUCACGCCAACGUAAGAAAUAUCCUUACCUCGGUAUCACUGAAAAGAUUUUCGGCACUCAGCACAGCCAAUCUUAAGCUAGAAGCAUUACGUCUUUUCCAAAACUUACUGCAUCGUUAUCUGCAGCUUCUAGACGACAUGGAGUCUGCGAAUUCCUCCUCGCUAGAAUCGAUACGAGACAAGCUGAACCUGGAAAUCACCAGAUCCCGUUCGGAAAUGGUGAUCCGGGAGACAGAAGUAGCAGAGCUACGCCAAGAAAUGUUUCCAACGUCGGAGAUCAGUUUGAAGGUGCAACGAGAUGCUGCGAUCGAUCAGAUGGAACUAAAGGAAUUGGACCUGGAAGUUCAAAUCAGAACCAUCGACGGGCUGCAGACAAACAUACAAGGAUUGGAGUAUCAGGUGGCAAAAUUGAUCGAGGAACGUCAACGGGCCCAGGAGCAGUUGGCUACCGAACGUCAGGUUCUCCGGGAAGGUAUUCGUGAAGUGGUUCGACUAGAACGACUGAUAGAGAAGAUCGAGAAGGAAAUAUCCGAUCGAUUGCAUGAGUUUCAAGAGAAGCUGGAAGCUUUGGAGAAAAAGCGACUGGCAAUUUUGGAGGAUGAUACGCUAACCGAAGAGGAACGAGCACGAUUGCUAGCAGAGUUAGAACAAGAGGUUGAUAUCAUCCGAGAAAAGUUCGAGGUCGAUCAACAGUUGUUGACUGAAAAAUGUCAGGAAUUGAAAAAGCAAUCGAAGAGUGUCACCGAGGAUUUGGAUGCCUUCAAGGAUGAGUUACUUAAAAAGCACCUGGACGAGAUAAGGGAGCUGGAAGAAAUGAAGAAAAAUACGACUCCUUCAGAGCUCCUGCUGAUCAACGCGAAAAUUGCGGCGCUACAGCAAGAGUUUGACGAAAAUUUGGAAAUGCUAGAAAGAGCAAAGGCUAGGGUGCAAUAUUUUGAGGAUGAAUUCGGUAGAUACUAUAUCAACGCAGCAGGGCAAAAGGUGUACAAACGAGACUCCGGAGCUUCGGAGUAUAUUCUUACCGAAGAUGGCCAAUGGGAGAAGAUACAGGAGGGUGUGGAUUUAUUGCAAGACGAAAAAGGAGAAUUUUAUGUCGACAACUUUGGAAACAAAAUAUACACAAAAAAAUUCUUUGAAGAUGAGUUUGGAAAAUACUACAUCGACAGUGCUGGUAGAAGAAAAUACCUGGAAGAGCAAACGAGUGGGUCAAUGUCGGUGUUACAAUUGCCCGAACAGACGGGUGAGGCAAAAACUGUUGAAGAAAGUGCUGAAGAGGCAACACCUACCACAUCUGACAUGAAUAUUUCAGCUGAAGUCAGAGAGCAGAGGGCCUCCAAUAUCAAAUAUAUUCAGGAUAUAGUUGGUGUUCCACUCCGAAAGGGACUGGCACUCGCCUUUCUGUAUCAACCUUCGGAUCCGAUUGAGUUUCUUGCUAAAUUUUUGAAAAAAUAUCAUCACGAUCAAACAAGGGAACAAGAAAGAAAUCGUGUCAUGGAAAUGGUGGCGAAUGUAAAGUUUGAAACUAAUGAAGCAGCUAAACAGGAUAGAAAGGAGGAUAUUUGUCAAUGAAUGACUGUUUUCAAUUCAAAUGGUAAACGAUAUAAGUUGGACAUCUUCACCAAAUCGUUUGAUUAUCCAUCUAAUAUGCUUCUAAUCGUUCAACCAAUAACUAUACUACUCGAACCGGGACACAAUCGAUUUUCUUCUUCUGGUGUUAAACACAACCGUUAUGUAGCUCACAGUACACAACUACUAUCCCGAUUUCCAUGGAACCCGGUUACGGACCGGACACAACAAACCCGUUGCUAUCGUAGUUCAAUGCAUUAAUAAUAGACAGAACUGAUCCCUUUUUUAUCAGCAAAAGUUUGCCCCAUUCGAACGAAAAGCCCCCUCUAACCACAUUCAAAUGCCUUUGGCCUGGAUUCUACCCCACUGGUACCCAUGUGGUAUUGUGAGCCGAAAUUCACAGAGUGAAUAUUUGAAACACAAUCCAAAGAUACUAAAUGGAAUCGACAGAACAUCGCUCAUCGCUCUUCACUCCACUUACCAGCGGGUUUCAAUUGAAAUAAAACACACAAAGGUACU